This is a messenger RNA of Lodderomyces margitis, 2412 nucleotides long. RefSeq names its product ubiquitin-protein ligase. The record is from RefSeq and is a predicted model, not a curated record. Lineage: Eukaryota; Fungi; Ascomycota; Pichiomycetes; Serinales; Debaryomycetaceae. The coding region runs from base 1 to 2412 and encodes 803 amino acids. The transcript has a single exon.
AUGUUCAUAUUCCUCUCCCUACCGUCUGGGAAUGAGGAACCUCGCUCAGACAUUGAGAGAGAAACAUUAGCAACGUUCCAAUCACAAGCCAGUCAGGCGCUGCAGAUGCUAAACAGCUCGGAGUAUUACCUGGGCUACGGAAACAUCACGGGGUACCAGCUCUCAUAUGACGACUAUCUCAAUCAUAAGUCCGUAGCUGAUUGGCCCGUGCACAAGUUCAGUAAGGAUGAUCCUUGGAUUGAGGAUCAAAGAUAUUCGAUCUUACCUAAUGAAGUAAUUGAUAUGGUAAAGCAUUUUUGGGGAAAGGACAGAGUGGAAAGGAACAAUGGUAAAGCUUACAUGUUGAAUAUAUCCGGUAGUGCACAUGGCGAGUUUGUGCCCGUUGAAUCUCACGUACAGCCAGUGAAACAGAAAAUACCAAAGUAUUUAAAAAAGUAUUACAAUGAGAGGACAAGUAACGAAGAUAUGGGAUUAGAAGGAGCAACUACAGAACAAGAAGCAAAGAAAGAGGAGAAGGAUGAAACACCCAAAAUUGGAAAUAUCACUAGCCCCGGAUUGAUUUCGGUGGGUAUUAGAGCGUUUCAAUAUAAUUUCAACGAGCCUAAAUUUCACGUGUCUAAUAAGAGCGACCACGUUAGCGAUGCAGUUGUUGUGAGGAUUGAUUUAAACUUGAAAGAUUAUCAAGAAGUUAACGAUUAUACGAUCGAAAUGGAUGCAGUAUACUACCAGAACACUGGCGCGUUGGUAGCCACAUCAAAUUCAGCCAAGUUUUAUGGGUCGUAUGGGUUGAGCCAUUUAACGAUGAAUGAAGAUAACUUUUCAAUUGCAAAGAAAUUAGUGAGUCAAUACAACAGCAUGCAAGAGGAUAAAACGUUAUCUUUGGACGAUAUGAAUGCUUCCAUUUUGAAGGCAUUUGACCAAUGCGAGAUGGUUGCAUUUAUGCAAUUUAACAAGACUAACUUUACUCAUGAUGAAUUGAGAUAUAUUGAUGCCGAGUUGAAAAACCCAAGUGGGAAACCUUUACCUGAGACAUUACCCCAGUUGUCUGUCAAAGAUUUUGUUAUCUACUCGCCUAAUUGUGGGAUUGUUUUAACAAACAAGUCGCAAACUCCGUUCAGCGGGGAAAAAGUUGAGGUUUGGUACAAACAAGUGAGACAUAUAUUGACUGGUCUCUUGGUGUUGGUUUCGCUCCAGUUGUACCUCAUUUUCAAUCAAGUGAAUGCAGCAAGAACUCCGGGACAGUUGUCUGUGAUAUCAAGCAAAACUUUGUACUUUUUCGGCUUUGAGGAUUCCUUAUUGGCUAUUAUGUCGUUGUUGUUGUCGACGAUUGCUAGUGAUUUGUAUUUGCUUCUAGCAUGUGUCGCUACUAUUGCAUUCAUUCUGUGUGGCGUAUUUGAAAUGAGAUUUUUGGUUAAUGUGUUGACAACACAGGCCAAUGAACGUGGAACUACAUGGUGGGAGAUUAUGAGAGGGUCAAGACAAGAACCUUCGCCGAAUGCUACUCCUACAGCUCAACCAGUUGAGGAGCCGGCAGAGGGCCCUCUUUUGCCUGUAGCCAAUCCACCUGCUCAGCAGCAACAAGAUCAAGCACAAGAGCAGCAAGCAACGACAGAACCCAAUACGGCUUGGCAAGAAACUUCAUACAGCAAUUCGAUAUUUGCUUCAGGGUUUACAUUGUCCAUCAUUGCUAUGUUCCUCAUCUUUUCCGCUUUUGAGUGGAGACGCAGGUAUAGAAUAAUAUUUGAGUAUGUUUGCUUGGUGUUUAUAAAUUCCUAUUGGGUGCCACAGUUUUUGCGUAAUACAUUGAAGAACAGAAGGAAUUCAUUUACGUGGCAGUUUAUCAUUGGAAGUAGCAUCAUCAGAGUCGUACCCAUUUACUAUUUUGCAUUAUACAAGGCGAACCCGUUUAAGCAUAGAUAUGAUCCAUACUUGUGUCUUUUAGUUACAAUUUGGGUCUUGCUUCAAUUGGGGGCAUUGGUAUUGCAACAUAGGUUUGGUGCUAGAUUUUGGAUCAAUGAGAAAUGGCUACCACAAGCUUAUGAUUACCAUCGUAUAUUGAGUUUGAAGGAUUUGGAAGAAGGCAGAAUUUCGAGUGAUUUAUUGGCCAGUUUCAAACAAAAAACAUCCUCGCAAACCACUUUGGAGUCUAAUACAGAGGGCGGAGCUGAAGAAUUUGUUGAUUGUGAAUGUACGUGUCCGAUUUGCAUGACGGAGGUCACUCUACCGAUAUUAGUGAAGGACGACGAUUUGAGCGAUUCAAAGAAGAAAAAUCUUCAACACCAUUCUGGCGCUGCGCAAAAGGAGUAUAUGAUCACUCCCUGUCACCAUAUAUUCCAUGCCGAUUGUCUCGAGAGUUGGAUGAAGUAUAAAUUACAAUGCCCAGUUUGUCGAACAAGUUUACCGCCAAUAUAG